Molecule: messenger RNA, 2643 nt
Organism: Theobroma cacao (cacao)
Lineage: Eukaryota; Viridiplantae; Streptophyta; Magnoliopsida; Malvales; Malvaceae
Molecular function (GO): protein dimerization activity; DNA binding
Source: RefSeq, a predicted model, not a curated record
UCGGUUCUCUUUCAAUUACCGCUCCCUCUGAAAAUCCAAUUCAACAGAAUUACAAGUUGUGAGUGGUGAGAAAAUGGCAUCAAAUUUAGAACCAAUACCAAUAACAUCACAGAAACAUGACCCAGCAUGGAAACAUUGUCAGAUGUUUAGGAAUGGUGAAAGGGUGCAAUUGAAGUGCAUAUAUUGUGGCAAAAUAUUUAGAGGUGGUGGGAUUCAUAGGAUUAAGGAACAUUUGGCUGGUCAAAAGGGUAAUGCUUCUACUUGUUUCCACGUUCCAUCUGACGUUCGUCUUCUAAUGCGAGAAAGUUUGGAUGGGGUUGAAGUGAAGAAGAGGAAAAAGCAAAAGAUUGCAGAGGAGAUGAGUAAUGCUAAUCAGGUUUCUAGUGAGAUAGAUACGUAUGAUAAUCAGGUUGACACUAAUACUGGACUGCUUAUGAUUGAAGGACCAGAUACACUUCAGCCUAGUUCAAGUUUGUUAGUUAAUCGAGAAGGAACAAGUAAUGUUUCUGGGGAUAGGAGAAAGAGGGGAAAAGGUAAAAGUUCUGCUGCUGAGUCUAAUGCUCUUGUAGUUAACACAGUUGGGUUAGGUGCAAAGAGAGUAAACAAUCAUGUACAUGUGGCCAUAGGGCGAUUUUUGUUUGAUAUUGGAGCACCUUUGGAUGCAGUUAAUUCAGUUUAUUUCCAGCCAAUGGUUGACGCUAUUAUCUCAGGAGGAUCUGGGGUGGUAAUGCCUUCGUGUAGUGAUCUUCAAGGUUGGAUAUUGAAGAAAUCAGUGGAAGAAGUGAAGAGCGAUAAUGAUAAAGUAACAGCAGCAUGGGUAAGGACCGGUUGUUCUAUUCUGGUUAAUCAAUGGAACACUCAAACUGGUAGAAUCUUGCUGAACUUUCUGGUGUAUUGUCCUGAAGGAACAGUGUUUUUGAAAUCUGUGGAUGCCUCUAGUGUAAUAAAUUCUUCAGAUGCUCUGUAUGAAUUACUUAAGCAAGUGGUGGAAGAAGUUGGAUCUAAGCAUGUCUUACAAGUAAUCACUAAUGCUGAAGAACAAUAUAUUGUUGCUGGGAGGAGGUUAGCUGAAACUUUCCCUACUCUGUAUUGGACCCCUUGUGCAGCACAUUGUAUAAACUUGAUACUUGAAGAUUUUGCGAAACUUGAGUGGAUAAAUGUGAUAAUUGAGCAAGCUAGAUCUAUUACGAGAUUUGUCUAUAACCAUAGUGUUGUGUUGAAUAUGGUAAGAAGGUAUACUUUUGGCAAUGAUAUUGUAGAACCAGCAGUCACUUGCUCAGCUACAAACUUUACAACAUUGAAACAGAUGAUUGAUCUUAAGAACAACUUGCAGGCUAUGGUUACUUCACAGGAGUGGAUGGACUGCCCAUAUUCAAAGAAACCAGGGGGACUGGAGAUGUUGGAUUUAGUGAGUAAUCCAUCAUUUUGGUCCUCCAGUGUUCUGAUUACCCAGUUAACCAAUCCUCUCCUUCGAGUUCUGAGAAUGGUUGGGAGCAAGAAGAGGCCUGCAAUGGGAUAUGUUUAUGCUGGAAUGUAUCGGGCAAAAGAAACAAUUAAAAAAGAAUUAGUUAAAAGGAAUGAGUAUAUGAUCUAUUGGAAUAUUAUAGAUCACUGGUGGGAACAACAAUGGCAUCAUCCUCUUCAUGCUGCUGGUUUCUACCUUAAUCCCAAGUUCUUUUAUAGCAUGGAAGGAGACAUGCCUAAUGAGAUGCUGUCAGGGAUGCUUGAUUGUAUAGAGAAAUUGGUUCCUGAUGUAAAAGUCCAGGAUAAAAUUAGCAAGGAGAUAAACUCAUACAAGAAUACCGUUGGAGAUUUUGGGAGGAAGAUGGCAGUUAGAGCUAGAGAUACUUUACUUCCUGCUGAAUGGUGGUCAACAUAUGGAGGAAGUUGUCCAAAUUUGGCUCGUUUGGCUAUCCAUGUCCUUAGUCAAACUUGCAGUACUCUUGGGCUUAAGCAGAAUUCAAUUCCUUUUGAAAAAUUGCAUGAAACAAGGAACUUCUUAGAGCAGCAGCGGUUCAGGGACCUCAUCUUUGUUCAAUGCAACUUGCAAUUAAGACAAAUAGGUUGUGAAAGCAAGGAACAGGUUUCUAUGCAACCCAUGUCAUUUGAUGCAACCAUUGAAGACUGGGUGAUGGGAAAUGACACAUUUUUGGAGGACUAUACUCAUUCAGAUUGGACAGCACUUGAUCCACUUUCUGUGAACACAAUGCUUUUAGGUCCUUCAAGUGAUGAAGUUGAGGAGUUAGGUGCAGGUUUUGAUGAUUAUGAGAUUUUCAAUGGAGUGAAAGAGCAGGAAAAUGCUGAAGAUAAUGUAGUAGGCUAGCAGAAGACCAUUCAAGAAAGACCAUCUCUAAUCCAGAUAGUCUUAGAUGGUGACCUGUGUUUUCUGCACUGAUAUCAACCAGACAAAAAUAGUGUAAGUUAAUGUAAUUACUAUAUUCAUAGGAAUUGCUCCAUCAUCCUUAAAAAUAUUAGGAACAUCAACAAAGAUUAGAUUCUUACGUAGGAUCCGACAAUGUGUUAGCAAUUUUUAUCAAUUCAGGGUUGGACGAUUGUACAAAGUUCAAGUAUAGACCUGACCUUUCAUUUUAACCCAAAAAAGGGCAUUUUAAAGCACAUGCUUGACCAUUUGGCUGAUAUUUA